Messenger RNA from Diachasmimorpha longicaudata, 3621 nucleotides. RefSeq names its product second mitotic wave missing (gene swm). Gene Ontology annotation, cellular component: nucleus. The record is from RefSeq and is a predicted model, not a curated record. The coding region runs from base 152 to 3094 and encodes 980 amino acids. The transcript has 7 exons. Gene Ontology annotation, molecular function: RNA binding; metal ion binding. Lineage: Eukaryota; Metazoa; Arthropoda; Insecta; Hymenoptera; Braconidae. Gene Ontology annotation, biological process: mRNA processing.
ACCUCAGCGGGGGAAUAAUAAUCCAGAAUGGCGACUAUCUUUACACAGUCUAUGUAGACCGAGAACUUAUAUUCCCGCUCGCAUAACGUAACAAAUAGUGACGUUGAAUUUACAACAUCAUAUGUUAACAAUAAACUGAAUAAAUUGUACAAUGAUAAUAGAUAAUCCAGAUCAGUUCAAAGCUUGGUUAACAGCAGUAUUGGAACCACUGUGUGAUGCAGAUCCAGCGGCUCUUGCCAAGUAUGUGUAUGCACUGGUAAGGAAGGACAAGACCUUGGAAGAGCUGAGUGGGUGCAUGGUGCAGCAACUUGAUGUAUUCCUGCAGGAUGAGACCCAAAAUUUCGUGGAGCUAUUGUUUAAGACAUUAGAGACGCAGAAUUACGUUCUCCCACCACCCAGGAGUGAGCCACUGAGGAGUACAACACCACCAAGUGUAAAUCCGCCAGCACCAAUGGUACAACCUGAGCCAAUAGAAGCGCCGGUGCCUCCGAUUCCACCAGCAACAUCGAGCCCACCUCUACCACAAGUGAACGGUUCAGCGGUCCUGUCAGUCAGUAAUAAAUGGGAAUCAAGGAAAUCUGAUUCCGAAAAGGAUGAUAAGGAGAAGGAGAAAAGACCCAGGAGUCGUGGGAGAAUGAGAUCUAGAACGAGAUCGAGGUCAAGGUCAUGGGAGAAGGACCGCAGAAGGUCUAGGAGUCGUGAACACAUCAGAAGGGAUCGGGAGAGGGACAGGAGCCGACCCUGGAGGAAUAAGUCACCUCCAUCGAGUGUGAGAAGGCACGACAGAAGGCGUAGCAGAAGUAGAAGUAUAUCUCCCCUGCGCUCCCGCACCCGUGAGAACGCUGAGCCCCGAGACCACAGGGCAAGGUUCAGAAAUCGUUCCCCAACGCCUCUACGCUCCCGCUCUCGUUCCAGAUCUGGCGAACCUAAGAAGAGUGAGCGAUCCGAGAGACCUCCAGAGCCACCAAGACUGGAGCGUUUAGAUGCGACUCCCGGCGGGACUCCCACCCAAGACAGCAAUCACGGUGAUAUCGACAUGAGACUGUCAACGACUAGUCAGUCGAUCCAGAGUGUUGUGAUAGUGCCGCCCACUGCCCCCAACAACAGCACAGGAUUCCAAGGAAAAAGACGUUGUCGUGAUUUCGACGAGAAGGGAUACUGUAUGCGAGGGGAUUUGUGCCCUUACGAUCAUGGCACUGACCCUGUCGUCCUUGAGGACGUGGCUCUCAGCCGAGUGUUGACAUUUGGGCCCCAUGGAGCUCAAGCACCUAGUACAGUACCAGUUGCUGCUGUUCAGGAAACACCACCUGGGCGCAAUGGCAAUGCGCCACCCCCUCAUUUACCAUUGGCCAGCUUACCACCUCCUCAGUUGAGAAAUCAACAUCACUCCAAUAUGGAUAUGUAUUUACGUUUUUUUGCAGAAUACAAUCCAGAUGCUCCGAGCAUGGAGCCACGUCUCCCCUGGGGUAGGCAUCCUCCCUCAACCCCGGGUAUUUACGGUCGUGGUCAGCGUGAAUUGAUAAAUGUCCCAGUGAUACCCCACGCAAAUCCACCCGAGGUAACGCAUCUCCAGUCAAAUCCCCUGAAACGUAAGCAGGCAUUUGACUUCAAUCGUCUUGGUCCAAAGCAACGAGCCGUACACAAUCCAGCUAAUUGUUCCCUAGAGUUGAAGAAAGUACCUCGUGUUCUUAAUAAUAUAACCCAACUGAACAAUCACUUCUCCAAAUUUGGAAAAAUUGUAAAUAUACAAGUGAAUUUUGGCGGCGAUCCUGAGGCCGCUCUCGUUACAUUUCAAUUGCCCACUGAGGCAAAGGCUGCGUACCGGAGCACCGAGGCUGUGUUGAAUAAUCGUUUUAUCAAGGUGUUCUGGCACAAUAAUGUUACCAAUAAUUCCGCUGGAGGUGCCAUCGAGAAUGUCCCACCAGUAGGCUGUCGACCCUCCGUGAAAGAGCGUCUAGGUGCAGCAGUGCCCCUACCAGUGAAGUCUGAGGACACAGAGUACGUUCCAACACGUCGUCCAACAGAAGAAACCACGCAGGCUGCUCCAGCAUCCCAGCCACCACCACAGGUAUCCCAGAGUCUGGUUCCCCCAACCUUGAAGAGCCAGUCAACUGCCCCAAUCCCUCCUACCCGCGAGGACCGACUAUGGGCGAUAAAGAAGACCCAAGAGAUUCUCGCUGCCAAAGAGACCCUCAAGAAAAAACAAGAAGAGAAGCGUAAAGAGGCCAUUAAAAUAACCGCAGACCUUCGAAAAAGGAAGCAGGAACUUCUCGAUAAGAACCUCAUUGAGAUAAGAUCAUUGAUAGAAAAGGCAGAGAAAAAUCCUGAGCAGAAGGAAGCAAUUAUGGGAACGAUAAAGCAUCUACAGCAGUCAAUUGAUCAGCUGCGAAAAGACUUGGCGACUAAUGGGCAGUCCGCGACCACCAAGAACCAGCCAAAAUCAAGAGAACAAACGCAGAAGGAAAUACUUGACGCUGAAUUGGAUCUGAUGACUGCACAACAAGAGGGACAGGACUCUGCGGAACUGCAGAAACGGCUCAAUGAACUCAGAGCACAGGCCGCUCUUGGAUUGAGCACAUCCCCUGCUGUGGGAAGGGGCAUCAAGGUCCCUAGGGUUGUCAGGGGUGGACAGACUGCUGCUUACCGGGGGAGAGGACGGGGGAGUUUUGCCCACGUUUCGGUGGACCACAGGCCCACGAGACUACUCAUAUCAGGGUAUGAAAGUGAGGAGAAAGCGGAGGUUCUUGCACAUUUUCAGCAAUACGGUGAGAUCAUCAAUCAAAUAGUGGACGACGCGACUCCCUCAAUAAUGAUCACUUAUAAAUCUCGUAAGGAGGCGGAAGUUGCGAUGCUGAAGGGUCGAACAUUUCAGGACCGAUUAUUGUCAGUCAUCUGGGUAUUGGGACAUCACCUUCAUCGUGGCGGGGCUAAUAUGACGGCUGGAGCCAACUCAAACGCAACAUCCGGUCGAUCUGAACAGACACAAGUGAUCGAGGACGAUAUCGAUGUGGAGGGAUCCGGCGAAACAGUUCUCCUGGAGGAGAACGAGGAGGAAGAGGACGAGGACGGUGAGUCACGAAGUUGGCGGCGAUAGCAGCAUCGUUCAUGACGAUAUACACCAGCUAUCAUAAAUAGUCACACAAUCAUUCACUCAAUGUGUGAAUGUAUCCUUGGCACAUGUGCCACUAAUGCACCGAUGAAUGUUUACAUACCCGCAUCAUCAAUUAAAAUUAUUUACAAUAUUUCAACGGGUCGUGAACACAUCGACAUUAAUAUGAGUGUUAUAUUUGUUAUUAAUAAUUGUAACAAAAAAACUAAUAAUUUUUUCUCUCCUUUUCGAUGAUUCGUAUCAAGACAUGAAAAUAACAAAACAAUAGUGAUAAUUUUAAGAUGCGAUGACUUUUGAUUGUGUUAACUACGCAUCAUGAGAUAGACUAUGUACUAUUAUAUUGAUAAGUCAUGAAUCUGUACGCAAAUUUUCAAAAAAAAAAAGAACUUGAAAAAAAUCAUGAAAAAAAGGAAUUAAGAGACGCAAAAAAAAGAAACAAGACAAACAAAAAGUCGAGUAAAAAAAUUAUCCCAUUAUUUGUAGAAUAAAAUCGCUAUGUUUUGUAUGGGAAA